Messenger RNA from Micropterus dolomieu (smallmouth bass), 1162 nucleotides. It is a transcript of the gene rnf180a, whose product is annotated as ring finger protein 180a. The transcript has 4 exons. Gene Ontology annotation, cellular component: endoplasmic reticulum membrane. Gene Ontology annotation, biological process: positive regulation of proteasomal ubiquitin-dependent protein catabolic process; protein polyubiquitination; norepinephrine metabolic process. The record is from RefSeq and is a predicted model, not a curated record. Gene Ontology annotation, molecular function: ubiquitin conjugating enzyme binding; ubiquitin protein ligase activity. The coding region runs from base 1 to 1023 and encodes 340 amino acids. NCBI's taxonomy places the organism in Eukaryota, Metazoa, Chordata, Actinopteri, Centrarchiformes, Centrarchidae.
AUGAGGUCCAUGUCUUCGGUUCUCCCGCAGCCUCAGAGACUUUCAUCCAGGACAGCUGCAGGAGACCUGCACCGCUACUCCUUUAGUUCAUCCAGAGAGCCAGAUCCACUCUGGGUGGACGUGAGAACAGGAGCAGCAACUGGGCGAUCAUCGCAAAGCCAUCCUACUCAGACACGCAUCCAAUCUCUCACCAGCUCAGAGCUUGGAGAAGAAGAAGAGGAGCAGGAGGAGGAGGAGGAAGGAGAAGAGGACGUGGAAGACGGCGAGGAAGAAGGGAGUGGUGUGAUGGGGGUGAUGAGUCAAUCCAUGACCUCAGCAGCGGUGCUGCCUUGUGUUCCUUUUGGAGAGAGGAGGAUGAGUAAAAGAGAGAAGAACAGGAUUAAGUGUCUGCGGAGGAGGCAGAGGAGAAGGGAGAGGUGGAGACAAAGUCAACUGCAGGAGAACAGACAGAGUUCAACAGGAAACCCAUCAAGCAGCAGCAGCAGCGAGGAUGACGAGGAUGCGAGCACCGGGGACAGAGAAGGCUACAUAUGCGCAGUGUGUUUGGAUGUGUACUUCAGCCCUUACAUGUGUCACCCCUGCAACCACAUCUUCUGUGAACCUUGUCUGAGGACACUGGCUAAGAACAGUCCCACCAACACCCCAUGCCCCCUCUGCAGAACAAUCAUCACACAUGUCUUCUUUCAGAAAGAGCUAAACCAGACAGCAAGGACGUUCUUCCCAAAGGAAUACCUUUCCCGGAAACAGAACUUCCAGAAAGCAAGUUGCGCAAAGUGGCCUCUCCCAAGCUGCCGAAAACUGUUCCGUAUCUUUGGAGGUUUCCAGAGACAGUCCAGUCCCAUUGCUAGACGCCAGUUCCCCCAUGGAGGAGGCUACCGUCUGGACGCUAUGGACUUCGAGGAUGACUCUCGAGGCUGGCGCUUUGACAUGGACAUGGUCAUCAUCUACAUCUACUCAGUCAACUGGGUUAUUGGCUUCUUCAUUUUCUGCUUCCUCUGUUACCUCUUCUUCCCUUCUUUUUAACAGUCCAGUUAAAAAGAAUAAUGGAGCAACAUAGAAAGUUGAAGAUAUAGAAGGAUGAGAGUGAAGUAAGGAAUUAAAGAUGAACUAGAGGGCAGGCAUGUACAUAUAUAGGGGAAAGGGGAAAACAUAGCUGUAGGGU